AUGACGCGGCUUCGUCUCGACCUAGACAGAGCCUCCUCCGCCUCCGCGAAGCUUCUCGCGGCUUUCAGCAGCAACCCCCGAUCCCCCGCCUCCUCCUCCUCCUCCUCCUCUACUUCCUACUCCUACUCCUCCCAUUCCGCCAAGGGCCAUUCUUCCUCCACCGCACACCACUCCGCGUCCUCCCCCUUGAACUCCCGGCCUUAUUCAUCCUCUUCGUCGCGCCGCAAGAGCGAGUCGGAUUCGCACCACCACCCCCACCCGCGCUUUGCAACCCCCAGCGCUGCUGCGCCAAGCACCUCUCGUCAUAAUCACUCCGACCGUUCCCAUGGCCACUCGCACAGUGGCCACAUGCACCGCGUCGCCUCGCCCUUCGACGAGCCGGGAUGCAAUCUACCCCCGAAGUCGCCGAUGCGAGCGAAAUCAUCGUCUUCGUGGACCCAUACGCUCUCGCCUGCUGAUAGCCAUCGACCGGGCUGGGAUGGAUCCGAACCUCCACGGUUCGGUUCGGCAGCCGAAGUUUCCACGGCGAUGGUCGCGGGUCCGGGAAGCGACUCUAUCAUGGGCCACGGCGGGCUGGCUGCGCGCAUGCUGACGGCGACGACGGAGGAGCUCUUCGAGAUCCCCGAGAUCGGCGUCCCGCCGGAAUUCGCGGAGAUGUGGGUCGCGUCGCACUCCGACAACUCCUUUUCCGCGCAGCCGCUGCCGUCGGGCGGCUCCAACGGCUCUCUUGUUUGCCAGUGCGACUCGUGCCGUGUACUAUCGUGGGAAGAAGGCGCCUCGGGAGAGGUGUAUAACCCCACGAAAGGGUUCGGUUGCGCGAUUAACGAAACUGUAGAGGCACCCGCUGCAGCAGGCGCGGCGGAGGACUCCGCCGCCCCGCGCGGAGUCCCCGCGGGCCUCGCAGCGUUCCUCCUGGACGCGCCAGUCGAGGCGCUGUUUGACUCCUACGACGACGCGCCCGCGCCCGCCGCAAUGGCUGCCGCUGCGGGAGGCGACCGCACGGCGUUCCCGCCCGGCGAGGGCAGCUGCAGUGGCUGGUUGCCCGUGCCGCAUGCUGCGGAGUCGGCGGCGCUCCUAGCGGCGGAGGUUGCGGCUGGCGGAGCCGCGGCGGCUGGGGAAGCAGCGAUGGCGGGCGGCUACGGGGACGUGAGUCUGCAGCAGCCGCGGUGGUUCGGAAACGAGGCGGACGCGCAGAGAGACGUUGCGCACCGGUCGUACACCAUGCGCGCGUCCCCCGCGCUAUCAUCCCCCGCGUAUUCCGCUCCGCCGCCUCCCCAGCGCAGCGUCUCGGCCAAUCACGGCAGCCCGUGGCGCAACAUGGGGUCGCGCGAGUGGGAUGCGCUCGCGUCGCCCGCCUCUGUGGCGGAAGCGGAGUGGAGGGCGCGCGGAAGGGGAAGCGCGGAGGCGGAGCAGGCGGCUUGGAAUAGCGGACCGAGGAGCGUGAGUAUGAACAUGGGGUUGCUCAUGGCGCACCGGGGGCUGGCGGAAUAUUACGCGGAACGGUGCGGGGGAGCGUGCGGCGGAGGGUGCGGCGGAGGGUGCGCGGAAGGGUGGCAAGAGAACUGCAAUGGCGGCGUAGUCCCGGGGAACGCUGCGCAGAGCGGGAGCGCGGACGAGGGGGAAGCGCUGGCGCAUGUGAGCAGCGCGGGGAGCACGCUGGACGCGCCGUUCUACGCCGGCGGAGGGGAGGGGAGCAGCAGCCAUGGGAGCGGGCGGAGCGGGAGCAGCAUGAGCGACAGCGCGAGUGGCGGGGAGAGCGAGAAGGAGGUAACCCCAGGGGAGCCUUCAUACCCCCGGCUUCAGAAAGUAGAAGCCAGUGCUGCCUCUGUCGCCGCUGCUGCUGCAUCCCCUUCCGCCCCGUCCGCGCCUUCCCCCCAGCACGUGACGUCCCCCGCGGAGCUGCAGCUGCGCGCGGAGCUGAUGCGCAUGGAGGCGGACCUGGCGUGGGCGCAGGGCAGCGCGGCCCCCUCCGCCAUGCCCCCCGCCCUGCGCCAGCAGCUGGCGCUCAUGCGCGGCGAGGUGGAGGCGCUGAGGCAGGCGCUGGACAGACAUGCACUGGCGGAGCCGGGCGCACACGGGGCGCAGGGGGCGCAGGGGGAGAAGACACCAGCAGCAGCGAGUUGUUUUGUAUCCAACUCAGGUGGAACCACAGCAGCAGCAGGUACAGCAGCAGCACUAUCGGCAUUCUCCUCUCGCCAUCUCCAUCAGCCUUGUGUGGGUAGCAGUGGCAGCACGUCCCUCUGCAGCUCCCCCCACGGCACGUUCUCCCGGCUCUCCACUGCCACCCGUGCUGCUGCCAUGCCCACUGCUACUGCUGCCACCAACCUCUCCUGUAACUCCACUUGA
Closterium sp. Naga37s-1 is the source of this 2346-nucleotide messenger RNA. NCBI's taxonomy places the organism in Eukaryota, Viridiplantae, Streptophyta, Zygnematophyceae, Desmidiales, Closteriaceae. The record is from the annotation of a GenBank genome assembly.